AUGUCCGAAUCGGCGUUUCGGUUUCGGAAUGUCCUCUGCGAAUACAGCAUGUCUCCACCUUCUGCGAUUGAUCGUCUCUUGUAUCCAAAUCUAAUGCUGCAAAUUCCUACUUUCCAUAUUUUUGGAGUUACUCCAGAAGGUAAGAAGGUAUGUGUUCACAUUCAUGGGGUGCUACCGUACCUUCUGCUGCGUGUCGGCGCCGAUUUCACUCCGUCGCUAGGUGUCCUUAUGCAGGAGAAAAUCAAUCGUCUUAUACAACGCGAGAUGGCACUGAAGGAAGAGCAAUCGGAUAAAAAGAAGAAGUUCAGUAACUACGUGUACAGGAUCGAACCGGUUAUGAGGAAGUCCAUUUAUGGCUACCACGAAGAAGAUGAACCGUUCGCGAAGAUAUACUUUUACAAUCCGUUACACCGUGCAAAUCUAGCCCAAGCGGAAGUGGACGACGGUCCCGUCAAUGCAGAACCAUUCGAGCGCACACACUCCCUCGUUCGGUUCAUCCAGUUUUUCAUCGACAAUUCGAUCUUCGGAAUGGACGAGAUUGUCUUAAAACGCGUUCAGUAUCGUGUACCUCCAUAUGUUGAUUCUCAAGAGACGCUCAUCGAAGGAGUGCUUGUCAGCGACGUUCUCAACUCGCCGUCUCUGCUAUCACCAUUGAUGCCGAUCACGACGUGCGCCAUAGAAUGUGAUGCAUUCGUCGGUGACAUCAUGAAUAAGGAAUUGCAUUCAGCCAAUGUUCAUUCAUCCAACCCAGGAUUGGAGUAUAUCUGGCGUGAAGAGGCGGCACGAUGCGCGGCACAGGGUCGCAAGCUCGAAGACACUUUCAAUAAUUUCUUAGAUGAAGUGAUAAGUGGUAGGUGGCAGGCCUGGCGCCCGGUUCGGAGGUCAAAUCCGGAUCAGCUCAUCUCCUGA
Molecule: messenger RNA, 909 nt
Organism: Cooperia oncophora
Lineage: Eukaryota; Metazoa; Nematoda; Chromadorea; Rhabditida; Trichostrongylidae
Source: the annotation of a GenBank genome assembly